AAACGCAGCUGUUCCAAUAAAUCCCAUCACUGUUUUCAAAUCUAAAAGUGUACAACCUUUUGGAAAGACUAUGAAAUCAGUUUUGCUUGGACCGAUGAAGUUAGAUAUAUUUUCACUUGGUUGCCAUAUAAGAUAAAUCCAUAACUUCGAUUACGCUUGUGUUGGGGAUGAUUGAUAAAAUGUUGUUGACUACUACUACUUGAGCCAAAAGAAUCGAAACAUAAGAAUCAAAAAGCAUUCAUAUUAUUUUCAGAAUAAUUAAAUGACGCCUCCUCAAAACGAUCCUUUAUAUUGAAUCAACUUAUCCAGUUUCUAAUGACAAUGUACCAGAUAUGGGUUCUGAUAAUAAUGCACAUAAUUUUGAUGAAAUUUCUUACAAAAAUGAGGAAAAUAUAUCGGCUGAGUCAAAUGAUGGUCAAAGAUCUAAUGUAAUUUUGUUUGAUGUUGAUUUUCCUAAUGACCCAUCAUCCGCUGAUGAGAUUCUUAAUGAAUUUGAAAAUAAUGCUUCAGAAGAACCAAACUCUGACCUCAAAUCAAAAAUCGUUCAUUACCAUCUAGUCAUUUCUAGUGGAUUCUACACUCAAUGCGGGAAACAUGUUUUAAAUAAAGUCGAAUUAAUUGUAACUUGGGGAUAUGAGGACCCAACACGAUUUUGCGGGGGAGGAUGGACGCGGAAAAAUUUUAAAAUCCGGACACCAACUCCGGAUCUUCAAAAAAAAGGGAGGUAUUAGGAUAUUCGGAUAAAUAUAUCAAUAAUUAUCAUGUUAAGUCUAAUGGUGUCCUUGGACGUUAAAUGGACAUUCCCUAUUGGUCAGUAUUUAUUUCACUUGUUAAAUAUUGUACAAAUGUUGUUUUCUAUUUUAUGGUACGAAGUGGUUUGUUUGAUUGGUAUAUAAACAGAGUAUGUCUGAAAUAUAAUGAUUCAUAUCUCAGAGGCUGA
Molecule: messenger RNA, 940 nt
Organism: Schistosoma haematobium
Lineage: Eukaryota; Metazoa; Platyhelminthes; Trematoda; Strigeidida; Schistosomatidae
Exons: 1
Coding region: 333-731 (132 amino acids)
Source: RefSeq, a predicted model, not a curated record